Molecule: messenger RNA, 1697 nt
Organism: Protopterus annectens (West African lungfish)
Lineage: Eukaryota; Metazoa; Chordata; Ceratodontiformes; Protopteridae
Gene: CETN3
Product: centrin 3
Exons: 5
Coding region: 111-614 (167 amino acids)
Cellular component (GO): myosin II complex
Molecular function (GO): calcium ion binding
Source: RefSeq, a predicted model, not a curated record
UGACAUCAGCUUUGACGGCAGUGGGGUCCUUUUCAGCUAUGGGAAUCUAGCCUUGACCGUUGAUAGUCGUUGAAGUACCCAGUAGUUCAUUGUACAGUGUUUUGGCUAUAAUGAGUUUAUCCAUAAGGACUGAAUUUGCAGCAGACAAAAUAAAAAGAAAGAAAAAACGUGAACUUACAGAAGAGCAGAAGCAAGAAAUUAAAGAAGCCUUUGAUUUGUUUGAUACAGACAGGGACAGAGCAGUUGACUAUCAUGAACUGAAGGUGGCAAUGAGAGCUUUAGGAUUUGAUGUAAAGAAGGCUGAUGUGCUGAAGAUUUUAAAAGAUUAUGAUCACGAAGGAACAGGGAAAAUUACUUUUGAAGACUUUUCAGAAGUUGUGACUGACUGGAUAUUGGACAGAGAUCCUCAGGAAGAGAUGCUAAAGGCAUUCAGAUUAUUUGAUGAUGAUGAUAGUGGUAAAAUCAGCCUUAGAAAUCUUAGAAGAGUUGCAAGAGAACUUGGCGAAAACAUAUCUGAUGAAGAAUUACGUGCCAUGAUUGAUGAAUUUGAUAAAGAUGGCGAUGGCGAAAUAAACCAGGAAGAGUUCGUAGCCAUUAUGACUGGUGACACUUAGGAUGCAGACAAAUGGCAUGAGAUACAUAAUGAAUUGAUGAGGAUCUUGAUAAUUUCUUUUUACUUGCUAAGUAACUGAACUCCAGAACAUAAUGUGAUAUCAGGAAGGCAGCAUGUAUCCUUUCUGAUAGGAUCAAAAGCAGAAUGUUGGUUUUAAGUCAUGCAUUAAUUUUGAGUUUUAACUCUGUUUUGGGUAAAAAUGUUACACUUCAAGCAUUAGAUGUCAGUUCUAUACUAUAUUAGUGUAUAUUUAUAAAUUAACUGUUACGUAAUUGCUGUGCAGUUUCAUGUUAUAUAUUGUUUGUGAAGAAAUAUCAAAGUGCUAUAAUCCCUGUUUUAAUUAAACGCACUGUUCAAAUAAUGCAGUUCAUAUUGUUUAUUUUUUUGUACUUUCUGUACACAUAUGUAGUGUACAUUGUAUUACUAUAAAUAUUUUAAAUGGUUUAGAAAUAUAUUUUGUCACUGAUUGUUUUGAAUCUAUGAUUCAUUUUAGUGUAUAUUGUAGAGCCUACCAAGCCAAGGAAUUGCCCAGUAGUGCCUUUGCUGAAACAUAUUUGCUGUGAAACUUGAGCACAGUUAAACAUCUCUUCUGUGGUUAAUUUACAGAACAUUGAAUGGUUCUUGAAGUGCUUAACAAGUGUGUUUCAUGCUUUUUCAAAACUUGAGUUUCUUGCACUGUUCUGUUGAAAAGUAAAGUUCCCCUUAGGGAAGUGUUUUUCUUAAUUUUACCCACUAGGGGGACCUAUUGCUUCAUUAUUGCCUAUUUUUUUAUACAUUUUCUUUUGUUGCUGUACUGAACUGAGUUUAAUGCUGCUGUCUGAAAUAAAACAUACUUUGUAUACUAGUUAAAUGUGUAAAAAUACAUCUUGCGUAAGUUAACAGAUUAUGUUGAUUAUAGCUUUUUAACCCAUUAGGCAUGGCAGUAGAACAGCGUAGGAGUUUAGAAAAUCUUUGCCAUUUGUAUAAUGUUAGAACAGAGGCACAUAGGAACUAAAAGUUCAGACACCGAUAUUCAGACUUCAUGCAAAUUUGGUCUGGCAUUGUUUGGCUCAUUGUUCUGCAUAAUAAAAAAUAAAUAAAUGAG